AUGCCACAAGAUAUCAUGAAUUUAAAAUUUGUACUAAUUGUUUUAUUGAUAGUAUCAACGUUUUCAAGAGAUAUUUACGUAGACAAUACAUCAGGCAGUGACCAAAAUCCCGGAGACUCUAAAAUUUAUCCCUUCGAAUCGAUACAAAAAGCCAUUUCUUCAAUAGCUUCUAGUGAAAUUAUAGAACCGGUGACUAUUUAUAUAAAAUCGGGGUAUUAUCCAUUCGUUAAUAAUUCAAUUGAUAUUACUAAAUGGUCAAUUAAAAACAGUACAAUACCGCGCCCAAUCACUAUAACGAAAUACCCCAAUGAAAACCCACCUGUUAUCACAGGUGGAGUCAAAAUUCCAAUAUCUUCAUUUCGUUCUUUGAACUCAGAAACUGACAAAGCGCAAUAUGAAAAAAUCCAAAGUUCAAAAAGAAACUCCAUUAAAGUGUGCGAUUUAGAUAAAUUAUAUGACCGAAUCGACUUAGGAAUAUUCGAAGCAGAUUCGAAUGCUGAGAUUUAUGUCGACGACAAGCGGUUCCGUGUGGCUCGAUAUCCAAAUUAUGAGUACACAGACACAUCACAUCAAACCGAGAGAAUAUUCAUAUUACCACCAACUGACACCUCCGUUCAACUCACACCAAAUGUGACUGGAUAUUACAUUCCUAGAACAGAGGUUUUAUGUGGCAAUGAGACGACUUUUAAGAGUGAGCAGAGUGUGAAUGGGAAGUACUAUUAUCUCUAUAAGAACGAUUCUAGUUACUGGACACUAUCAACACGCUUUGAUUGUGGUGUCCCGACACAGAGUGACGGUGCUUAUUUCACGAUCAAGCGAACUGCGAUGGCGGGAGAAGUCAAAGCUGUUGAAGAGUCUGGCGCAAAGGGGAAUCCUGUGCUUCAGCAGCCAAAUUACAUAUACCGAGGAAAUAUGUGGACUGCGUAUGCACCAGACAAGUUGGGGAGAACUUUUUAUUAUUCGAAUGAUAAAUUGGGUGAAUACACAAAAUACGACUCUGUGUGGAUGAGAGGGUAUUGGCUCAUCUUUUCACAGGACCAAGCAGUCAAGGGAACGAUCGAUAAGAACAAAAGAACAGUAACUGUUGAUAGAGCUUUGGGUGGUGGAGACUUUGAGGGGAUGAUCAGUGGGAUGCCAUUCUAUAUAUUUAACUUGAUAGAAGAAUUGGAUGAAGAGGGUGAGUACUAUAUUGAUUAUGAAGAAAAGAAACUGUAUAUCUACUUGCCGGCUAUUGUUGAUAAAGUGUGGAUAUCACAAACCACUUCAUUAUUAGUUAAUGUGCACACUUUUAAUAAUUUGACUAUUCAAAAUAUCAUUUUUGAAUAUACACGAAAAACUAUGAUGAGCUUUUAUUUAUCAAAUAAUAUUCUCGUCAAAAAUUGCACGUUCAGACACUCGGGGUUAAUGGGAAUUUAUUUCUCAGGUAACCAGUCGACAAUUACUCAUAACAUUUUUUAUGAUAUGGGAUCUGAGGCAGUUUAUAUGAGAUGUGGAAACUUUACUACAUUAUAUCGAGGAGAAUGCUAUCUAACUCAUAACUAUGCGAACACGACGUCACAAGUAUCGUUUACUUUUGUUCCAGCGUUUUCCAUUGCUUUUGUUGGAAAUUACAUGAAGCAUAAUUACGUGGAAAACAAUCCCCAUUUGGGAUAUGCACAUAAUGGCGCGUAUUUGGAGAUCUCAUACAAUGAAGCUAAAAACAUAUGUACCCGAGCUUCUGACUGUGGUGCAUUAUAUUCCGGUACACAUUGGGAAUACUCUGGUAAUGUUAUUAAGCGCAAUUUCUUCCAUGACUCAACUGGAUUUGGGCAGCCUGGCGGAGGGUCUUUUGUUAUUGGAAUUUACUUGGACGACAAUCUAUCGAAGCAAAGAGUCUACCAAAACGUCGUUUCUAAUUUUGUUGGCCGUUGUAUAGAACAUGGUUCGGGAAGGUCUAAUCUUAUUUAUAAUAACAUAUUCUAUAAAUGUAAUGAUGGGUACACUGGAGAUUCUAGAGGACCGAGAAGGUAUCACACAACCCCAAACGUGUUCUACAAUUUACUUGACACGAUGGUGAAUGAUGGAGUCGAUAGAUAUACGUCUCCGUGGAAAGACCAAUUUCCCGAAUGGGCGUUGUUACCAAAAACAUCUGAAGAAUUAAUGAAAGAAGAAAAUCUUCAUUGGCUGUAUAUGGAGAACAGUGAGAUAUAUUGUAACGUUUUCUAUAAUCAUAAAAAGGAUUAUGUAUUUACUGAACAGUGUGAUAAAUAUAUGAAAAGGUGGGAGAUGAACACUAACUCGAGUCAAGAUCCAAUGUUUUAUGAUGUUGAUAACAACGAUUUCAAAAUGAGAAAAGAAGGGGAAAUAUAUAAGUAUAACUGCUGGGAGGAAAUUCCUUAUGAAAAUAUCGGGAUUAACAAACGAGACAAUGCUUAUAGUGUCUUAACUGAGUUCUUAACUGUUAUAUGUCUUGUUGUCUUCUUAUUUUAA
This is a messenger RNA of Entamoeba invadens IP1, 2469 nucleotides long. RefSeq lists its product as hypothetical. NCBI's taxonomy places the organism in Eukaryota, Evosea, Mastigamoebida, Endamoebidae. The transcript has 2 exons. The record is from RefSeq and is a predicted model, not a curated record. Bases 1 to 2469 code for a protein of 822 amino acids.